ACCACAUGUAGAAGUGGUUGAUUGUUCUGCUGAGUUUGUUGUUCUGCAGCUGCCAUUACUGUAGCUUCAUCUAGUUGGUAACAGACUCUCAGAUAACCAGAAUGCAUUAUCUUGCGAGUCAUAUUCGUUCUGAGUGACAAUAUUUCUUAGUAGUUUGUGAGUUUCAUAGCUUCCAUUUUAUAGAACCAGUUCUGUUAAUUUUAGGUUCUUUUGUGGAUGGUUUAUUUCAUAAUACAUUCUGGCAGUUUGGCAAACACCUGAGGUUUAGUUUACCUAUUGUAAUUUCCUGACAUAACCCUAACUAAUUGGUGAUAACACCUUAUCAAUGCUAUCAGUGACUGUUAUGAGAUAAUGAUGUGAACUUCUACAGCUAGUUUAUUAUUUGUUUUUUUAAACAAAAGUGGCAAUAAUAAGUGAAACUGGUUUUUAAUUCUGCAAAACCUUUAGUGACAUGUCCUAUAGCUACUGAAAAACUUUGUAAAACAGUGAUACCUUAAUAACAUUUACCCCACACAAUAAAAAUUAAUUGUACUUCUUCAAAGUGUUUUGGUUCAGUUUUGAUAGAUUAUUGCAAAGCUUUGUGUUUGUAAAGUUCUCGGUAAUCAUGGGAAAGAAGAAACGCAACUCUUCUGGAAAAUCCCAAGACACCAAAAGCGAGCAAGGGAAAUCAUGGCUGCUGACAAAACAGGUAAAACCACCCGAGCCUUUGAAUUUUCAAGACUCUAAUGGUUGGAAAAGCUGGAUCAAACGUUACAAGAUGUUUCACAGUGGAGUGGCACUGUCGUCUGCUAGCGAGGAACGUCAAAUAAACAUGCUGCUCUACUGCAUGGGAGAAGAAGCAGAACCACUUCUCACUUCCAUGGGAAUGACUGAGGAUAAAAGACUAUCUUUCAACACCGUGGUUGCUGCAUUUGAAGAUUAUUUUGCAAUGAGGAAGAAUGAAUUUUAUCACCGAGCUUUGUUCUUGGGGAGAGAUCAAAAGCCUGGAGAAAAAGUCGACUCGUUCAUAGACGAUCUUCAAAAACUGUCUGAGAAAUGUAACUGGUCUUGUAAAACGUGUAAGAGUAAAGGUUUUGUAGAAGAAAUGAUGGUGCUCAAGCUUGUGAAUGGUCUAGCCGACAAAGAUGUAUCUAAAUCUAUUCUACGUGAAGGAGCCACAAGUUUAACUGAGGCUAAGAAGAUACUAAGACUGAAAGAGUCUGACGCUAGAGGAAGAGAAAAUGCAAGCGUAUAUGAUCUUUCAGAGGAUUUCAAUUUGAUGGCAACUGGGAAUAAGGUUGGAUGUACAGGUGCAAAGAAAAAAGAGCUUUAUAAGAGUACAGCCACGUCAAGCAAAAAGGAACCGAGCAGUUUGCAUUUCACUGAGGAUGAAAGACCAAUGAGCUUAUAUUUGAACACAGAAAGAGUAAAUAAGAAGUUAUCCUUUUCUUCAGGUGUGGACUCAGGAGACGAAUAUUCGACAGAUGAGUUUUCUAGUGAUACUAUCUAUUUCUUCCUGGAAGAAAAGGAGGGAAGUAUUGUAUUUAGAACCAAAGACCAAAAAGGAAAUCUUAUUCUAAAGGGAAAAAGUAUCUGUGAUGCAAAACAACUUGUGACGCAGUCAAAUAAUGGCUGUGACUGUACAGCGCACAACUGCCAAUAUUCAACACCCAAGAUGGAGACUGCUCUUAAAACAUCUACAAAACUUGUAACUGCUGGUUAUUCAGGCUCAAAUACAAUGCGACAAUCACAGACGUUUCCAAACCAAGCUGUACCUCCAACUCAUAUCAACCGAGGAGAGCCUGAGAUGCCGGGAUGGUCCGUCUCCGAGUCUAUGAGGCUGAACCAACAAAAGCAAGCAUCAAACUUCAACACUGCCACAACAUUCAACACAGCUAACAUUCUCUCGGUAGACUCGUUUCCACCUUUGCGGCCAGAGAAAAGUAGAAGGAAGAUCCGGCAAAGAAGCCUACCUUCGAUGCAGUAUGGGACCUACGAAGAGUUCGAUUCUGAUGAUGAAAGUGAAUAUUUGGAACAAUUUUACUUUAAUCAAGUGGAUGACCAAUCACAGUUUUACAAUGUGAGCCAAAAUGAAGUACAAAAACCCCUUGAAAACUUUCAUUUCUCUGUCACUGGACAUCGGUCAAGGAAAGGACUAAGAAAGAUGUGUCAACAAAAGUUGAAGCAGUUUCCCCAGUGAAGAAACUCUGAAGAAAUUCAAGAUUAAUGGAUUCUUCGACAUAUAUUUACCCGCAGCAUUCUCUUUUGUACUUUUUACAUUAUAAUCUUAUCACACAUUAUGGUGCAUGCCUAUUAU
This is a messenger RNA of Macrosteles quadrilineatus (aster leafhopper), 2296 nucleotides long. RefSeq lists its product as uncharacterized. Lineage: Eukaryota; Metazoa; Arthropoda; Insecta; Hemiptera; Cicadellidae. The record is from RefSeq and is a predicted model, not a curated record. The coding region runs from base 605 to 2179 and encodes 524 amino acids. The transcript is spliced from 7 exons.